Naegleria fowleri is the source of this 3039-nucleotide messenger RNA. RefSeq lists its product as uncharacterized. Lineage: Eukaryota; Heterolobosea; Eutetramitea; Acrasida; Naegleriidae. The record is from RefSeq and is a predicted model, not a curated record. The transcript has a single exon. The coding region runs from base 1 to 3039 and encodes 1012 amino acids.
AUGCCCGCACAGGUUGCACCUCUCAUAUAUCCACCUCCACAUCGAAAUGAAGGAGUUAACAAGACAAGUGUGCCUCAACGUCGUUCUGUGCAAGAACUAUCCAACUACUAUUUCAGCAGCAGUGUUGACAAAAUAAGCAAUCUGGAUGAACCAGCAUGCUUCAGGCAGCAGCAGCAACAACAAUCAUCAUUCGAUAACACUUCACUCUCAGAUGGGCAAAAUAAUGAAAAUGAAGGUAAAUCAGUAUCAUAUCAUUUAUCAUUAAGAUCCUCUCGAUGUUUCAACUGUUUAUUGAGUUUGAGAACUAUGCUCAUUGUCGGAGGUAUUCUAAUUGUAUUGAUCACCGCUAUCGCUAUUUGGACUACCUGCUUUGUGGUAAACAUAACUGCAUCCAAUGAACAAAUGCAAGUCAUGUUAAACAAUUUGAAGGACAAAGUGGGCAAAAUUCUCGAUCGAGAGUUAUUAGUCGCCAAAGUCGCCUCAAAUCUCAUUGUGGAGGACUAUUAUGACGGUAGAUUUGAAAUGAAUGACUCUUCACUCUCCUAUUUAUUCAACAAGAUGAAGAUCUUCUUAGUGACCGGAGUGACUUUCUGCUUUGGAGAACAAGGGCUCAACCUUUUGUAUGGCUACACCCAAAAUAGUGAUGGCUCCUUAUUGAUGGCUCGUAAAUAUCAAAACGAAAGUAAUCUGUAUGUAUAUGAAGCCAACAAUAAGACAGGUGUUCCCAAUUACAGCAAGCAAGUUCUUUCAAAGUCUUACCUUGUCAAUGAGACAGAUUACUAUGUGGAGUCCAUUAGUGUCCUUCGAACUCAAAAUCAUCCAGACCAGGGUGUCUUUGGAUCCAUUUAUCAAGUCCUCAAUGGUCCUCUCUCAUUGUAUUUCUCUACUCCAGUCUACAACAAGACACAACUAGAUCAUGAUUUACAACAAGAACGAAACUACUCAACACCAAUGUUGAUUGCACUCAAAGAAAAAGCCCGUAUUGGUAUUUGUAAAAUUAAUCUUGCUCUCGAUGAAUUAUCUCGCUUGAUUUCAUCGGUGACGGUAACCACCAAAGGCUUUAUCAUUCUUUCGGAGGUUGGAAACAACAAUUCUAUUGUUGCAAGUAGUGUAGAGCCUUUGAGAAGUGAGAAUGAGGCGAGCCCUAUGAGGCGUUUGUCCUUCUCGGAUUUGCCAGUAGCAGAUAUUCUGAAUAUAUUGUUGACUCUUCAACCCGAUGAGCAUUUGUUGGAUCCCAAACGAAAUGGAAUUGAUCAGUCAUCAGAGAUAUUCACUAUUUCCAAUUAUCUAGUUUAUUCGAGUUUAUAUACGUUUGAAAAUACCAUCAAGUGGCGUUUAACCAUGGCCGUUGAUUCCUAUGAAGUCAACCAGGGUGUGAUCAUGAGCGUUUAUAUUACAAUUGCUGUAACUGCAGUGAUCGUAACGAUUGGAAUGAUUGUGAGUGCUCUUGUAGGAUGGUUCCUUUCCGAUAUAUUCCUAACCCUUCAAAGUGAUUUCAAAAAGGUGGAGAUGCUUGACCUUCAAAACAUCAUGCCAAGAACGUCCUUAUUUACAGAGCCCAAUAAUAUUUACAAAAGUCUCACUGAAACUGUGGCUUGGCUCAAUGAGUUCAAAUCCUUUUUGCCAGAUUCAGUUCUCAAUCAUAUUGAAAGUGAAGGAGAACAUCCAUCACCUCCACCCUCUCAAACGCAUGGCGUACCAACGAUCAAGGUCGAUUCUCACCCACGCCGAUCCAAGGAUUUCAACGAGAAUGCAACCACGACAACCACUCAACUCGAUAAGAAGUUAGUGGAUCUUACAAAAUCCAUUCAGUCGAUUGACAGACAUUCAUUAACAUCAUCGACUCAUGACUCUCCCUUUACAAAUGCUACAGAGGGUCAUUCUCUCUUUAAGAUUGGGCUCGUUUCAAAGGAAUGUUAUCUAGUGUUUAUCGCAAUUCCAGACAUGAAUGAAAGUCGAUUCGACCACCCACAGUUGUUAAGCAAUGUUAUAUGCAAGGUUUUAAACACCAUCUCUACCCUAAGAAAAACAGCAAAAGCUGAUUUACAAAUUCGAAGCCACCAAGAAUAUCUCCUUGUUUUUAAUGGAGAAAAAGCUCAUGACAAGGCCUUAGAGUUAAGUUUGAAAUUCCAAGCAGCCAUUCGAGCAAUUAAUGACUCUUUUCGAGAUGCCUUUUUGGUCAGCAACAAUAAUAUCAACGUGAUGGCUCGAAAUUCCGUUACUGUUCAAAACAACAACAAAAAUGUUGCAGAUCGUGGUAAUCCAUCGAUGUGCAACUCAUCGACAGAUGACAGUGGUGGUAAUACAAAUUCAGACCUAAAAGCAUUUAUUAGUGUAACAAGCGGAGAAUGCUUGCAAGGUAAUGUCGGUGGAAAGACAUUAAGAUAUUUUGCCAUUGUUGGUGAGUUGGUUUCAAAAGCUCUAGAUAUGAUUACCAUAGGAAAGAGGUUGAAUAUUCCCAUUACUGUAGAUUCUAAAACGUUUUUACAAGCACGUUUGGCAUUUGUGAUGCGCCCUUGUGAGAGAAUAUUAUGCCGAAAAAAGCGAAAACAAUUUAUUAGUUUCAAACAUGGAUUUCAUGCGCAUUUAGAUGCAAAUGAAGAUGCCAAGAGUGUUCAUCAGUCACAAAUUGAAACGGUCUAUCAACUUAUAAGAAGAAAUGCGGUAAAAGAUGACGAAUGGCUUUAUGAGUUGGAUCAGAAAACAGAGAAUGAAAAACACAAUAGUUUCACACAACAGUUCCAUGAUAUUUUUCUUGGGAAUUCCAAAAAGGGAGAUGAGAGCUAUGAGUCAUUUAUGGAGCUUCUCCAGAGUAUGAAGGAUUCUGAAGAUGGAAUGUUGUUAGCACAUCGAUUGGAGUACAUAUUAACACAUCCAUAUCAUAAGAAUUUAAAUACGGAUGAUGGUAGAGAAGACGAAACAAAUAUGGACAUGCAACCACCCCCAGCUGCAAAUGAUCCAGAUUUUUCUUUGUAUUAUACAACUAUUGAAAAAAGUGUUGCUAGUUUUUUAAAAGGCCAUCUCAUGACACUCAAGUGA